Symbiodinium sp. CCMP2456 is the source of this 936-nucleotide messenger RNA. The record is from the annotation of a GenBank genome assembly. NCBI's taxonomy places the organism in Eukaryota, Dinophyceae, Suessiales, Symbiodiniaceae.
AUGGCGACCGCCAGCGGCAAUGGUGGCGGGGGAGAGCCCGACCCCGCAGUCGGGGGACGCAAGCGCCAAGCCCUGGGGGACGAAGAUGACAGUGAGCGUCCGCUCACUCUCUCUACACUCUUGGAAGCCCUCAAGGAGAACCGCGAAGAAAUCGUGGCCAAGGUUCGCACCGACAUGGAAGGUUUGAACACUAGAGUCAGUGAGGUCGAACAAGCCAUGCAAGUGCACGUCACGCAUACCACACGCCUGAUGCAAGCCAUGACAGACCGACACUGUGCAAUGGAGGAGAGCGUCAAGGAAGUCGGGGAAAAACAGAGCUCCGUGUUGCAGCGACUUGAGCUCCUCGAAGGCAAGUUUGCCAAAGCCGACUUCCCGGUGUCUAGUACCCGCACCUCGGAUUCAGAAGCCGGGGGGCAGAAACCCGCCCUGAUCAUCGGGGGAUGGGACUCGGACCAGCACCACGAGGAGACCCUCCGACUCAUGCGGAAGCACAUGCAGGACCUCAAAGCCGACUUGGACAUAAGCCAAGCGUUUGUUCCCGGGCUCCGCAGGGGGUUCACCAUCGUCCCUCUUGCCAAGGCACCGGGGGAAACCGAAGCUGACCAGAGGGAGCAGCGUCCGGAAGGGGGACACCGCUACCUUUUUGCCACAAUGUCGCAGAGCCCCGAGAGACGCAAGCGAGCUCAGCUGGCAGGCAAAGUCAAGCGCCUCAUCAUUGAAGAAGGGGGCGACCCCUCCCGCAUCGAGGUCGAGUACGGGACUGCAAACUUAUGGUAUAACAGCGUGAAGCUGGCCUCGGGGGUGACCUCGGCACCGAGUGGCGCCUCAGUCGAGAAAGCUGGUUGGGUGCACCUCGGGAACCUGACGCGGCAAAUCGGGGGAUCCGAAGAUGCAGUGACCACGCGGUGGGGUGACCUCCGCAAAGCGCUGAUGUGA